Messenger RNA from Aspergillus heteromorphus CBS 117.55, 774 nucleotides. Its product is annotated as velvet factor family protein. The transcript has a single exon. NCBI's taxonomy places the organism in Eukaryota, Fungi, Ascomycota, Eurotiomycetes, Eurotiales, Aspergillaceae. The coding region runs from base 1 to 774 and encodes 257 amino acids. The record is from RefSeq and is a predicted model, not a curated record.
AUGCCCUCUGGAUUCGAACGGCUCCUUCAUCACUCCCCCACGCCAUCUCCGCCGCCACGACGAGUCUCGACGACAUCCCGGUACCACCUACACAUCCGACAGCAGCCCAUCGCGGCGCGGGCUUGCGGAGCCGGCGAUCGAGAUCGACGACCCGUCGACCCGCCUCCUAUCAUCCAGAUGCUUUUAACGGACUUUGACGCCCAGGCAUCUGACGAUAUCGACAUCCUUCAAGAUCCACGCUUUACGGUCGGUUGCUUCCUGGUCCCGGAGACGCGGGGAUCGUUCUCAUCCGAUGCCGACGGCGACAGCGCCUUACGCGAGGACCGGGUCGGGGGAACCGCCCCCGGACAAUCCACACCCUUACUAUCGGGGAAAGCGUUCGUUUCGCCGUUCUUUGUCGACGAGGAUCCAGAUCCCACCACUGCCCCCAACCAUCCCUCUAGUUUCGACCACACGUCCGACAGGAGGAUGCACCCAGCCCCGGCCAAUGGAUUGAAACCGCCCGCGGCGUUCUUCAUCUUCUCUGACCUCUCCGUCCGUACAGCUGGACUGUAUCGGCUGCAGUUCCGACUCAUGAACUGGGGCCACGUGGAAGACACGGGGCAGUCGAUGCCCAUCAUCGCGGAGGCGUGGUCGGAUCCGUUCCGCGUGUACCCGGCCAAGGACUUCCCGGGAAUGAGGGACUCGUCGACUCUCACGGAAGGGCUGAAGGAGCUUGGGUUCGUCGAGCUGAAGACCAGAGGGAAGGGGAAGGGUAAGGGGAGGAGAAGGUGA